This is a messenger RNA of Cinara cedri, 1695 nucleotides long. Lineage: Eukaryota; Metazoa; Arthropoda; Insecta; Hemiptera; Aphididae. The record is from the annotation of a GenBank genome assembly.
GCUAAUUUCAUCCAAAAGUCAUCUCGGUUUGGUUUAAUAGCAUAAUAUAUUUAUAUUAAUUAUCAUCAUUGUUAUCGUGCAGUACACAUCGAACCGCCGACGGCGGCAAAAGUGAAAUGAUUUCUAAGCGGAUAUUGAUAUUGACCAUCGCGAUAGUCUGUUUGGCCCAAGUGAGUUAUUGGAAUUUUUCCUAUUUGAAAUGUUUCUCGUCAUUAAAAUACGGCACGUAACGUAUUUUCUGCACCAAAUACAUGUGAUCUUCAUGAGGUUUUUAAUUUUGUUUGUAUUUCCAAUAAAUUUUCGUUGAAGUUGCAAAUUUUUAAGGAGUGGUUUUUAUCGAAAAUAUGGAUACAUUUUUUAGUUUUUUUUUUUUUAAUUACAUAGUACUAAAAAGUGGUCAUUAAUAAUUUGAUGAUUAAAUAUUUAUUAAAAAAAAUUAUUAAAUAUUAACGCAUCAAUAUAAUAUAAAAAUUAGUCAGCAAAAUUCGGAUUUGAAUAGAAACCAUAUUUUUUUUCUUGCUUCUUUCAGUAAUAUUUAUUAAUUAGGUAAUUUAAAUAAUAUCGAUUUGUUAUCGAAUAAAAAUCAUUUUUAAAAUCAAGUCUUUAUUACCGUUCCGUUUAUCCGUUUAUCACUUGUUCACUACAGUUUUUAAACUAUUUCUAAUGGUAUUCAUUAUGUAUUCAUAAUAUAACAGUAAAAUUAUAUUAUGCAGAUUUUUAACCCAACUUAACUAUUCACACCGUGUAUUUAAAUGGAAGUCUAAUGUGUUGACGUCUGCAAACAAACAUAUUAAUAGAUAAUAUUAUUGUUUUCCCGUGGAAAUCUGAAAAAGAAAUGAGUAUUACGAUAUUAUGGAUUUUAAUUCAUAAUUUUCUGUUUGAAAAUUUAGUUUAUAGUUUGUCCGGCAGUCCAAGAGAAAAAACCAACCCCGUCUAAAAUUGGGGCAACAAAACCCACCUCACCCAGAAACGUUGCGGCCACACCUACCACAUCUAAAGUCCCUGCGCCUAAGCCUACAGCUCCUCCCACACUUCCUUAUGUACCUCCAAAACCUGUUGCAAAAUUCACUCCACCCACAGGCCCUAAAAUAAAUUCUAGACGCGCUGAAGAAGAAGAAGAAGAUGAUGAUUAUGAUGAAGGUCCUCGGCAAAAGUCUUCACAGGUACCUAAUUCAUCUAUCGACAAUCGUUUUAAAAUUCAGGGCGAAUAAAGAGUUUCAGAAUAGUUUUUGGCAAAAACGGUAAUUGAACUUUUUUAUUUUUGAGGAUAACUGAUGAAAUCUCCCGCUGUCAUAUUACUACUAGGUAUUAUGUACACGGUAUAUUUUCGAACAGGAGAUAGACUUAAUAUAUUGUAUGAUGAAAGAAAAUAAAUUUUACUAAAAUAAAUAAAUAUUAUGAAACUUGUAAAUCUUAACAUUUUGUUGUGUACGCAGGAUUUCAGCAUAGAAGAGGAACCAAAGCCAAAACCAGUAUCAUUUAAAAAAAAAGUUUUCCGUCGCAUUGUCUCAAUAUUUUUCCGUGCUUGUAGCUAUUACAAGUCACUUUUUAGAAAAGUCAAAUCUAUUUUUUGAGGUCAGGGAGUCAUUCAUAUUAAUUUUAUUUUUACACUUCCUUUACUUGUUCUUUUUCUCCUUUGCCUUCAUUCCAAUUAUUGAUACGCAAUUUACUGUAAAAAUCAAAAAUAAUCAAAUA